Fomitiporia mediterranea MF3/22 is the source of this 2451-nucleotide messenger RNA. RefSeq lists its product as uncharacterized. The transcript has 2 exons. Lineage: Eukaryota; Fungi; Basidiomycota; Agaricomycetes; Hymenochaetales; Hymenochaetaceae. The record is from RefSeq and is a predicted model, not a curated record. Bases 1 to 2451 code for a protein of 816 amino acids.
AUGCCAGUCACUGCUGACUCUCAGCACUAUGCCUCUUACUCUUCCACUCAGCAAUCACCAGAUUAUGGAAAUACAGGUUACAACCGAAGAGCAGACCCCGCCACCAUACAGCACUACCCCAGCGAGUACGACAAAGCACACGAACAAGCUGGUCCUAGCCAUGUAGUGGAGCAUGCUCAAAGUCCUAAACGUAGUCCAUCCCUAUUCCGUAGGAUAAGUGCGACGGUAAAAUCCAGGUCUUCACCGUCGAUGUCCACUAUUCGCCAAAAUUUACCACCAGGAGGCUCCGGAAAUGCUUCAAAUGUCCGUGCAGAUCCAAUGUAUGCCGCACCUUCAGCGACGUCCACAUCGCAAUCGUCAGGCUUGCAUAUGAAUCCUGUUUCGCGGUUCAGGAAAGCGCGCAACGCAGCAAAAGAUACUUCUCGGCACGAACGAGACACGAAGACGGAGCGUGUUGUUACGACCGAGGAGUGGCGUGUUUAUGGUCGGACAGGUCAGAGCAAUCCAUCUACACACCCUCCAUCCAGUGCAAAAGGUCAGCACACUUCUGGCCGAUGGCAUGAUGCGAAUCGGCAACACGGAAGAUCGGGAUCGGAGGUCCAAUGGAAUCAAGCAAAUCCGCGACAAGAGUGUCCUCAGUCAAACACACCGCUUGCACGGAGUAAUACAGUUGGGACAUCAAUGGCUCGAAGCCGAACAGAAAUGUAUCCGAGGGAGGGAGGAUACUACCGAAAAUAUCAGUACUCGUCUUCUGAACGACAUGAAACUGAAUCCUCAGCCCAAGCAAGACCCGAUAAUCACUCGCGUACUGGGAAUCCUCCGCGUAUGGGAAAAUACGGUGUAUAUGCAAGUCCAAGUACUGCCACGACGCGAAUCCCAAAUCCCUCCCAAGAAAUUUGGCUCCCGCGAAAGGAUGGAGAGAGUGCAGAUCGGACAGCACGCAGAUCGCCAACGACACGAGUCGAAGGCUGGAACGUACAGAUUGCACCAUCUACAGUUUCUUCUGUACCCCUAUCCGGGCAAAACAGACACACAAGAGGAUCAACACAAGCCCGUACUCUAAACACGGAUUCUCCAAGUCUUACAUUUGUAACCGACCACCCUCUUUCGGAAGGAGCAGUGCCGUCACCUCCUGAUGCCUUGGAAGCAGAAAAGGCAAAAGAAUUCGCAAUGAAUUUGGCAAAACGGAUGUCCAUGUUAUUAACGGCAGACGAUGUAGACGUUGACUCAAAUCCUGAUUCCGGAGUAACACGUCCAUCGGACGGUUUACCUACAUCCGUCGACGAUGCUCAGGUGUCCUCCCCUACUACCUCCGGAACAGCUACACCUACACGCCCGGUUGCCCAAGAUGAAUCAGUACACCCCGGUAAUGAACCUGAGAAUUCAUCAACAAGCAAUGCUGAUACAAGUUCACCGUUCGGCACUUUCCUUUCGAAUGCACGUGAAAUGAACAACGCUUUCGUACGAGGGACAGAGUCCAUGUGGGGCAAACUUUUCGGAAAGAACAGAGGAAAGGAGAAGGGGGAAGCGCCCGAGGAAACAAGGGAAGAGUCGGCUUUAGCAGCACAAGAGGCGUCAAAGUCUGAUGUAGAAGAGUCCGAGGUCGAAGGCUCACGCGACAUAAUGCUUUAUUCGCCACUCAUUCCAGAUGCUGAUUCAACUGUCGAGCUGGCUGCAUCUGAGGUAGUGACAUUGUACGGAGAUGGAUCUGACGAUGCUCGAGAACGUGCAUAUCGUGACGAGUUGCGCCGUCGCUGGGCAGAUGGACGUGGCUUUGUUUCGUUUGACGCGUUAUCGACUAUUGAACCAGUGCAAGAAGAAUCAGACGAUUCGGAGGGCACUCAGCCGAAGGCCGAGCAGGAGCAUUCAGCUACUGUAGACAACACUCCCCUGCAGCCUACCAGUGAUGCAGAACAAGCUAGCAAGCAAAGCGAUAGACCACGGCCUAGAGAAAGGGUCGUAUGGGUGCCAUCGCGAACACAGAUCUCAGUUCAGGUGCUUUGGUGGGGAUACCGCAUAUACCUUCCUCCGCCUGUCCUUCAUGUACUUAGCAAUCGGACCAUAGAGACGGCAAAACGCGCGGCUCUAUUAACGGCAGCGCUCACUUGGCUGCUGGAGAAUUUACCGAUUGCAACGCUACCUCCAGUGCUUGCACCAGCUGCUCUCCUGCUUAGAGCGCUCGUGCCACUGCUCGGUAUGAUCGGUGCAUUUAUUUCGUGGGGCUGGAAGGCGACAAUUACGUUUGAUAAGGGAAACGGUGUUGUGUUGAGUGCGACGUGGUUGUUGCCGAUUGUUCUUGUCCCGGGGACAUGGGAGGAUAACGAGGUGCCUCCUACCCCCUCUGGCAUUGGUGCCGAGAGCAUGGCUGCUGGACCGCCGAGACAGGACACUCGAUCCUCGAACGACCUUGCAGGAGUAAGCACCGACCAACGUGCAUCAACGUCAUCAUGA